UGCCAUCGCUGAGUUUCCUCUCCUGUGUUUGCUCCAGGCUGUAGCUGAUGCCCAGGCCCCCCUGGCAUGAUGCCGUCCAGGACCAAUCUCUCUGCUGGGAUCCCCAGUAGCAAAGUGAAAUAUUCCAAACUCUCCAGCACCGAUGAUGGGUACAUCGACCUGCAGUUCAAGAAGAGCCCACCCAAAAUCCCCUACAAGGCCAUCGCACUGGCCGUGGUGCUCUUCAUGAUCGGGACCUUCCUCAUCAUCAUCGGAGCCCUGCUGCUGGCAGGGUACAUCAGCAAAGGGGAGAGCGACCGCGCCAUCCCCGUGCUCAUCAUCGGCAUCCUGGUGUUCCUGCCCGGCUUCUACCACCUGCGCAUCGCCUACUACGCCUCCAAGGGCUACCGGGGCUACUCCUACGACGACAUCCCCGACUUCGACGACUGAGCUGUUAAUGAGCCCGCCCUAAUUAGGCUGGCAGCGCCCCUGGGUGCCGCAGGGCGAGGCUGCGUGGCCCGGCCUGGAGGCGUGCAGGUUUUCCCGUUUGUGGGGUGGGGGCUGCAGCCCGGAGUUGACCAAAAGGAAUU
Messenger RNA from Zonotrichia leucophrys gambelii, 569 nucleotides. RefSeq names its product transmembrane protein 230 (gene TMEM230). Gene Ontology annotation, cellular component: endomembrane system; synaptic vesicle. The record is from RefSeq and is a predicted model, not a curated record. The transcript has 3 exons. Gene Ontology annotation, biological process: synaptic vesicle transport. The coding region runs from base 67 to 429 and encodes 120 amino acids. NCBI's taxonomy places the organism in Eukaryota, Metazoa, Chordata, Aves, Passeriformes, Passerellidae.